CAUAUCUUUAUCUAUAUAUCCAUACCAUUUUAUACAAUUGAUCAUGAUCAACAUGGUAAACUCUAGCUCUAAUGUUCAAGUCAAAGAAGCAGUCUUCAUCACCCCUUCAGACCCAACUCCUUCUCAUGUCCUCAAGCUUUCCGCUAUCGAUUCACAAUUAUUUUUACGUUUCACCAUUGAAUACUUGUUGAUCUACCGCCUUGGUAGGGCGUCUGACAAGCGGGCCAUUGUGGCCCGUGUUAAGGACGCCCUGGCUCGAGCCCUGGUCCCUUACUAUCCUUUGGCAGGGCGAGUCAGGGCUCGAGUAGAUGGCUCUUGUCUUGAAGUUGUUUGUCGUGGUCAGGGUGCGGUUUUUGUUGAAUCAAGUGGUGAGUAUUCGGUUGCCGAUUUUGAAAAGGCCCCACGGUAUGUUUCGGAGUGGCGGAAUCUUUUGGCGUUUGAGGUGACAGAAGUCGUCAAAGGGGCCCCACUGCUAGUCAUGCAGCUAACGUGGCUCUCCGACGGCUCCGCUGCUCUUAGUGUUGGUUUUAGUCAUUGUAUAUGUGACGGUAUAGGAAGCGUCGAAUUUUUAAAAUAUUUCUCCCAAUUAGCCGUUGCAUGCCAGUAUGACGCAACGGCUGAAUUAAAACCGAAACCAAAACCAAAACCCGUUUGGGACAGAUACCUUUUAGAUCCCACACCAUGCACACUACAAACAAGUCACCACCCCGAGUUCACCCGAGUUACCGACUUUAGCAACUUCUCAACUCGGUUCAACCCCGACCAACUCACUCCCACCGCUACCACAUUUCACGAAUGGAGAGUAAACGAGUUAAAGACACUCGUUGCCUCAACGAGUCAACUCAGUAUAUCGUCAUUCACGACAUUCGACGUCGUGUCAGCCCAUAUAUGGAGAAGUUGGGCCCGAGCUUUAAACUUUCCACCACAACAAACCCUAAAACUAUUAUUCAGCAUUAACAUUCGAAACCGAGUCAAACCGAGUCUACCCAAUGGGUACUACGGCAACGCAAUCGUCCUCGGUUGCGCGCUAACCACCGCCCGACAACUAACCGAGAACGGACUAAGCUACGCAACCGAACUAAUAAUCGAAGCGAAAAACCAAGUCGACGACAACUUCGUCCGAGAAGUCGUCGACUCAGUGAGUCUGAGUUCAACUCGGGCGAGUCAAGUACCUGACUCAGUUGGGGUACUCAUUUUGUCCCAGUGGUCAAAACUAGGGUUGGAAAAUGUUGACUUUGGGCUUGGGAGGCCUGUUCAGGUGUGUCCCGUAUGUACAGAUAAGUACUGCAUACUUGUGCCAGUACAAGAUCACAGCCGUUCAAUUAAAUCUAUGUUGGCAGUGCCUACGGAAGCUGUUGGGAGAUAUGAGCAGCAGAUCAAAGCCCUGGAAUAAGUCGUUGACUUUUGUGUUGGUUUUGUUGUUUAAUUAAUGUUUUUGUGUUUUCCGAGUCAAAUCUUUUAUUAUCGUAAGCGAAUCAAGUCGUCACGUGGAAUAUUGGACACGUGGAGGUGAUGACGACAAACAAGAAUGUACAAAUGUUAAAUGUCGAUCAUUAUGCAAACAUGGUAGCAUUAUUUA
Molecule: messenger RNA, 1579 nt
Organism: Helianthus annuus (common sunflower)
Lineage: Eukaryota; Viridiplantae; Streptophyta; Magnoliopsida; Asterales; Asteraceae
Product: fatty alcohol:caffeoyl-CoA acyltransferase
Exons: 2
Coding region: 44-1393 (449 amino acids)
Source: RefSeq, a predicted model, not a curated record